Molecule: messenger RNA, 822 nt
Organism: Knipowitschia caucasica
Lineage: Eukaryota; Metazoa; Chordata; Actinopteri; Gobiiformes; Gobiidae
Source: the annotation of a GenBank genome assembly
AUGUGGGUCAGACCUGCUCCUCCUCACUCAGACCUGCUCCUCCUCACACAGAGAUCUGCUCCUCCUCACACAGAGACCUGCUCCUCCUCACACAGACCUGCUCCUCCUCACACAGAGAUCUGCUCCUCCUCACACAGAGACCUGCUCCUCCUCACACAGACCUGCUCCUCCUCACACAGGGAGACCUGCUCCUCCUCACACAGACCUGCUCCUCCUCACAGAGACCUGCUCCUCCUCACACAGACCUGCUCCUCCUCACACAGAGACCUGCUCCUCCUCACACAGACCUGCUCCUCCUCACACAGGGAGAUCUGCUCCUCCUCACACAGACCUGCUCCUCCUCACACAGACCUGCUCCUCCUCACACAGACCUGCUCCUCCUCACACAGAGAUCUGCUCCUCCUCACACAGACCUGCUCCUCCUCACACAGAGACCUGCUCCUCCUCACACAGAGCCCUGCUCCUCCUCACACAGACCUGCUCCUCCUCACACAGGGAGACCUGCUCCUCCUCACACAGGGAGACCCGCUCCUCCUCACACUGGGAGACCUGCUCCUCCUCACACAGACCUGCUCCUCCUCACACAGACCUGCUCCUCCUCACACAGGGAGACCUGCUCCUCCUCACACAGAGACCUGCUCCUCCUCAACCAGGGACCUGCUCCUCCUCACACAGAGACCUGCUCCUUCUCACACAGAAACCUGCUCCUCCUCACAGUGGGAGACCUGCUCCUCCUCACACAGACCUGCUCCUCCUCACACACAGACCUGCUCCUCCUCACUCAGACCUGCUCCUCCUCACACACAGACCUGCUCCUCAUGA